Panicum hallii is the source of this 865-nucleotide messenger RNA. RefSeq names its product protein-lysine methyltransferase METTL21C-like. The transcript has a single exon. The coding region runs from base 2 to 697 and encodes 231 amino acids. The record is from RefSeq and is a predicted model, not a curated record. Lineage: Eukaryota; Viridiplantae; Streptophyta; Magnoliopsida; Poales; Poaceae.
GAUGGCAGCCGCGCGGCGCGCGCGCGAGGAAAUGGGCGGCCUGCACGUAGCCGUGGCCGGGCGCGCCAUGGCCGUGGUCGAGCGCGACGGCACGCACGACCCGGCCACCGGCCGCGUGCUCACCGGCUCCUGGCUCUGGGACUCCUCCCUCGUCCUCGCCUCCCACCUCGCCGACGACGACUCCGCGCGGCUCCGGCUCCGGGGCGCCACCGUCCUCGAGCUCGGCGCCGGCGGCACGGGCCUCCCGGGCAUCGCGGCCGUCGCCUGCCUCGGCGCCGCUCGCUGCGUGCUCACGGACGUGCGGGCGCUGCUUCCGGGCCUCAGGGCCAACGCGGAGGCCAACGGUCUCACCUCCGCGCAGGCUGACGUGCGCGAGCUCCGGUGGGGCGACCAGCUCGAGCACCAGCUGCGGGUGGACGUGGUGCUCAUGUCGGACGUGUUCUACGACCCGGUUGACAUGCCGGCGAUGGCGGCCACGCUGCGCGGCCUGUGGCGGGACGGUGCCGGCGGCGGCACGGUGGGGUGGGCGGCGAGCGAGGUGCGGGACAGCGUGCAGGACUGCAUGGACGUGCUGCGGGAGCAUGGCUUCGAGGUGGCCGAGGUCGACAGGGUCACCAGGCCGUUGCUCCGCUACCCCGAUCAGACCGCCGCGUUCGCGGUCUACCGCGUCUCGCUCCGACAACAAGAGGGGAGUUGACUUUGAUUGCUAGUGAAGCUGCAAGUUACUUCCACUUGAGUUCAGACUUCACCUUUGACAUUUCCUAUGCAGCAGCAAGUCAUUUUUUCCACCCGAAUCGGCAAGUCAGUCCGGGUUGACUCCAACAGGGGUACUGUACAGGACACCUUGUUAAUUCAUUUUUUUGUC